Messenger RNA from Daldinia loculata, 3597 nucleotides. RefSeq names its product p115 like vesicle tethering protein. The record is from RefSeq and is a predicted model, not a curated record. Gene Ontology annotation, biological process: transcytosis; vesicle fusion with Golgi apparatus; intracellular protein transport. Gene Ontology annotation, cellular component: Golgi stack; cytoplasm; ER to Golgi transport vesicle membrane. NCBI's taxonomy places the organism in Eukaryota, Fungi, Ascomycota, Sordariomycetes, Xylariales, Hypoxylaceae. Bases 436 to 3279 code for a protein of 947 amino acids. The transcript is spliced from 8 exons.
CAACCAGAAGAUGGAGUUCGCAGCAGGACCCACAGAAACCGUUUUGCCCACUGCUCUAACCUAUCCGAUAAGUGAUUACGUCGGGACUUGGGGAUUAGCGCCGCUUUUUAAAGAACUUAGCCUUUAGUAGAAUCAGGCAGCUCCAUAUGUGUAUAUCCGGUAGCUUACUCGCUCUAAAAUGCAUUAUGAAGGCUAAGUGAAACUUAACCAGCGUCUAGGACUAAGUUUGCGCUAAGAUUUAUAGGCAGUUAUCGAUAUCUGGCCAAAAUAUGUUAACGCACCUGCAGUUAGCUGUUAUUAGUCUCGGCGCUAAUCUACGAUCCGAUCCGAUAUCUUACCCCUUACCUUCGACGGUACGAUGCUCCUAAGUCGGUAGCACUUUUUACCAAUGGACUUGAUGCGUAACCGCGAGAUCGAGCAGCAGCAGCACGAACCAUGUUCUCUACCAUCACCUCUGCUCCCGCGAAGCAGUCUGUUAGCGAGACAAUAACCGUUCUCAGCGGACGUCUCAGCUCAGCUACCCUUCUCGAAGACCGCCGCGCUGCUAUUCUCGGCCUACGAAGCUUCGCUAAAGAGUAUCCUGCUUCAGUUGCAUCCGGCGCUCUGAGAAGUCUCAUCGGAAGCUUGUCAAAAGACGGCGAAGAUGUCGACACCGUCAAAGUGGUCCUGGAGACUUUGCUAAUGCUUUUCAACCCCAACCAAGAUAGUCCUGAGGCUUCUGAAGAGAUUGCUCUCUGGUUAGCAGACGAGUUCACGCAACGGCAGGAAAACAUAACCUUGCUCUUAGAUUUCCUCGAGACCAACGAGUUCUAUUCACGCCUAUAUUCUUUGCAGCUUCUCCUCGCUAUCCUCUCAGCCCGCACCGAAAGAACCGAAAUAUGCGUCUUUACCGCGCCUCUUGGUAUUUCUAGACUAGUCGCUGUUCUCGACGAUAGGAGGGAGGCUGUUCGGAACGAAGCAUUAACCCUCCUUACCUACCUGACACCUUCGUCCCCUGAUAUUCAGAAGCUCGUGGCUUUCUCAAAUAUAUUCGGGCGGGUUUUCACUAUUAUAGCAGCCGAAGGGUCGCUUUCCGAGGGCGAUAGGAUAGUUGAGGACUGUCUGAUUCUUCUCGCCAACCUUCUACGCCUAAACCCCUCGAAUCAGUCCUUAUUCCGUGAAGAGGCCUAUAUUCCACAGUUAGCAAAGCUUUUAGAGGGCACCUAUCGCACCGGGAAAGAGGGGGAGGAGGAUGUUGCCCAUUGGGCUCAGGAACAGCGCAACAGAAACAUAUAUGCUCUACUCGCAGUCAUCCGCCUCUUCCUCGUGCCUGGUGCUGUAGGAACAUCCCAAAAUCAGGCGGCCUUUUGGCAGCAUGGUGUCCUUUACCACGCUUUACAACUUGCGUUUAGCCAUGAUGCAGAGAUGUCUAUCAGAGCAGAGGCUUUAACUACUUGCGCGGAUAUUAUCAGAGGUAAUUCUAAGCUACAAGAAACGUUCGCACAACUGCAGGUCCCAUCGGUGCUAGAGACGGCACCGCCAACCAACGGGCAGACUGGGAAGGCAAAUGGUAUUCCGGCCGUCUAUGUGAUCGACGGUCUCCUAGAUCUUACCCUGAGCGUAUCUACAACCCAAGCGUUCGACCUGCGGCUAGCCGCAUGCCAAUGCAUUAAAGCAUAUUUCUUCAACCAUCCUGAAGUUCGCCUACAUUUUCUACGCCGAGCAAUCGAGGGUCACGCAUCCGGCGUAGACGAAACAGCUAAUGUUCUAACUACCCUGCUUCGACCGUCUAAUGGCCCAGACUCAGUAGAUCCCUAUCGGCAUUGGUUUGCAGCCGUUAUCACAUUUCACCUGGUCUUUGAAAACGCCGAGGCGAAAGCUCUCGCAAUGUCCGUGACAGAAGGCGAUGCGGAUAGCGGCGAAGAAGUCGUAACAAGCAUUCAAACCAUUACCGCUCAUCUCGUCAGCGGACUGGCUAGAUCCGACGACGACCGUAUUUCUGUGGGUUAUUUGAUGUUGUUGAUAGCAUGGCUCUUCGAGGAUCUUGAUGGGGUCAACGACUUCUUAGGUGAGGGCAGCAACAUUCAAGCCUUAGCGCAAGAAGUUGUACGGCAUAAUUCAAGCAGCAUCAUUGUCCAGGGGCUAUGUGCUAUGCUCCUCGGGGUUGUCUAUGAGUUCUCUACGAAAGACUCACCGAUUCCUCGCUCGACUUUGCACUCUGUUCUCACGUCUCGGAUGGGCCGAGAUAGGUUUAUCGAUAUUCUAAAUAAAUUACGAAGUCAUCCUUUCGUGAGGGAUUUCGAGGUCAUCCCACAGAAAGCAGACAGCGGGGGUAAUUUACCAGAUGUUUUCUUUGACGCGACUUUUGUGGAUUUUUUCAAGGACAAUUAUAGCCGCAUUAUAAGGGCUAUCGACCGUGACCCAGGCAUGGAGAUUUCAGUAGUAACCAACGGUGUUCAGAAAGGCAUAUCUCGUGAGAUGGUAGACUUACUACGAGCACAAGUCGACGAAAAGGAACGAGCGUUACAAGCAGCGCUUGCCGAUAUGGCCUCUCUCAACGGGAAGCUUGGCCAAGAACAAGCUGACCAUCGUCGAACUAAAGAAGCCUCUGCUGCGGAUUUAGCACGGAUAAAGAGUGUCAAUGAAGCCAUUCAACAAAACCACGCCGAGGAAAUCAAAAAAAUCGAGGUACAACAGCGAUCAAGAGAUGAAUCCUACCAAAAGCAAAUAGAAGCUGUCCGGAAAGAGGCAGCUAAAGCUGCGGAUGCCAUCCAUGCUGAGUAUCGUGAGAAAGAAGCAGAAUUACAAAGACAGCUGGAAUAUAUCCGAAAAACGGCUGAUGCCGAGGCGGCACGUAUUCAACGGCGAUCCGAGGCAGAAAUGGCAGACCUUCGAGCUACAAUCAGUCGUCUAGAAGUAGACCUCAUGAAAGCAAAUAAAGCGAAAACCGAAGAACUCCACACCGCCCAAGAAGAAUUUGCUGCCAAGCUGUCAGCUGCACAGUCGAAGGCAAAGGCGGCCGAAGAGCGAUGUUCAAAUCUUGAAAAGCAGCUGGCGCAAAAGGGUAAAGAGUUAGAGAAGUCUCGCACGCAGUUAGAAGAAAAGGAGGAGCAGAAAUCGGCCACUCAAACCGAGCUUGACGAUCUUCUUAUGGUCUUCGGCGACCUGGAAGAAAAGGUUGAGAAGUAUAAGAAACGACUUGUUGAUCUAGGCGAGACCGUCUCAGACGGCGAAGAUGAAAACGACGACGAAGAUGACGAUGACAAUGAUGAUGACGAUACAGAUAACGAAGUGGACUAGGUGUAUUUAUUCGACACGUCCUCAAUAUAGCCCACAGGUAUGUUAAGAUGUUAAGGAGCCUUGUAGUUGGUCCAACAGUCAGGAGUACCGAUACCCUAAUUUAGGAGAAGGCAAUGAGCUUGAGGCAUUGUUCUAAAGUGCUUACCCCUAUCUUAAGUAUCUUAAGUAUCUUAAGUAACUACCUAUUGUACUACGGUGAACACUAGUUUAUAUGCAAAUAUCGCGUAUGAUAUAGCACAUAGAUGACCUAAAGUAUUAUGUACAUAUGUACUUAUCCGUGCCGCUAUUGUACUUGGAUAUUUCCACAAUUAUAAGAAA